Messenger RNA from Myxocyprinus asiaticus (Chinese sucker), 6232 nucleotides. It is a transcript of the gene aadac, whose product is annotated as arylacetamide deacetylase. Gene Ontology annotation, molecular function: carboxylic ester hydrolase activity. The record is from RefSeq and is a predicted model, not a curated record. The transcript has 5 exons. The coding region runs from base 236 to 1468 and encodes 410 amino acids. Gene Ontology annotation, cellular component: membrane. Lineage: Eukaryota; Metazoa; Chordata; Actinopteri; Cypriniformes; Catostomidae.
GCAGCGUGCAGCUCGGCGCAAAUCUCUCCACAUGCAUGUGUACAUUAUCACGAUCAGAUGACAGUAACACGUGUUGUCAUAUUGCGCUGGCUCCAGUCCAAAAUUAAUCCAGGAUUACACUUUAACACAGAGAGAACUCAAUGACUAAUAAGCGCAGUUGACCGAGGCUGUCUGAACUGGCGAAGACUUCUGAUAACAAAUUACAUCAAAAAGAAAAUCAAAUUCUAAAACUAAAAUGAGGUCUAAAGGAGUGUUGUUGCUUGUGUUACUGGGCGCGUUGACAGCUUAUUAUGUUUAUUCACCUAUUCCGAAUAACAUAGAGGAGAGAUGGAAACUAAUGCUGACCGACUCUUUCUUCAGAAGUUUAAGUCACUUGGCAGAACUGAGUGAGCAGGUGGGACUUUUGGACUACAUGAGAGUUAUGAUGUUCAUCACCUUUGCAGAGCAGGUGGUACCUGUAUCAGAUGAGAGGGUGCAUGUGGCUGAUGAGAAUUUUGAUGGAGUAGAGGUGGUUGUGUAUCAGCCGACCCAGCAAGGAGAAACUGGAGAGCUAAGAAGAGCCAUCAUUUACCUGCAUGGAGGAGGAUGGUGUCUGGGAAGCUCUCGUAUGGGCCCCUAUGAUCUCUUAGCCAGGCACAUGGUCACAGAACUCAAUGCAGUUAUUGUAUCUGUAGAGUACCGACUUGCCCCACCUUAUCACUUUCCUGUCCCAUUUGAGGAUGUGUACCAUGUGGUUAAGUACUUUCUUCAUGCUGAUGUUCUGAAGCACUACCAUAUCAAUCCAGAAAGGAUAGCAGUGUCUGGAGACAGUGCAGGAGGCAAUCUUGCAGCUGCAGUGGCUCAGCAGUUGCAGAAGGAUCCAGACCAGCAUGUCCAGUUGAAGGCCCAGGCUUUGAUCUACCCUGUCCUGCAAGCCCUGGAUCUUAACACCCCAUCCUACCAGCAAAACCAGCACAUGCCAAUACUGCCCCGCACACUUAUGGUGCGGUUUUGGAGCGAGUAUUUCACCAGCGAUAAGUCAUUUUUCAGAGCCAUGAUGACCAACACACACAAUAACCCUGAAUCAGCUGCUCUUCUUAAAUUUGUCAAUUGGAGUUCACACUUACCUGAUGCUUAUCGCCAGGCAUACAAUUACAGUGCUCCACCUGUGCUCACUGGGAAAUCUCCAGUACACGCUAUUGAUCCCCAUCACCUGCUUUCAGACCCGAGAGCAUCGCCAUUGCUGGUGCCUGACACAACUUUGCGUUUACUGCCGAAGGCUUACGUGUUGACAUGCGAGUAUGAUGUACUGCGGGAUGACGGCAUGAUGUAUGUAACACGCUUGCGUAAUGCUGGAGUUGAUGUCACACAUGAACAUUAUCCCAGUGGAUUUCAUGGUGCACUCAUGUUCACUGUGUGGCCCACAGACUUUAAGAUUGGACAUAGAAUGUUAGACAACUAUGUAACAUGGCUUGAGCAAAAUUUAUAAGAGUAAUGUAGAGUGCAGCAGUGCUUUAUUCAUCAGUUUUGUUUGACUGUUUCAGAUCAUAUUUCGUUUUUCUUUAUUUAUUUCAUUUUUUCCCCCUGUUGUUUACAAUGUUUUAUCUUAUAAAGGGCACACUUUUAUUGUAUUCGUCCAUUAUGAUAUAAACAUUCCUCUUUUCUUAAGGUCAAUUUCAAAUGAAGUGUUGAUGACAUGUAUCCAUUACUUCUCAUUGUUUAAACAUGUUACUUUUCAACUGUGUUUAAUGUUUUUCUAUGGAAGUUGUUAAAAAUGUUAACACAACAAAUAUCUUAUGGUAUUAUUUUACAUUUUUCUCAAUCUUCUGCUGAAAAGACCAGUUUAGACUGGUUUAUGCUCGUUAGUUUUGGUCAACCACAUGGUCUUUCCAAUUAGGCUGGUCGACCAACGGAUUCUACCUAGUUACAAAACCUUGUAGGUAGGCCAGUCAACAUGAUCACACAGGAAAAUCGACACGCUGAUUCUGAAUGUUCAUUUAUUCUGAAAUCGGCCCCACUUUGCCAAAUGACAAGCGCCAUCUCCCAUCAGACGUUUUUACUCCAGGUUGUAGUGUCCCGUGGAAACCAGAAUGUAAUCACGUUCACAUAAACAAUGGAGAGCACGAUUCGGUGGUUACAUUUUCGCUCUAAAAUUACAUUUUUACACCACUGACAGUUAGGUUUAGGGUUGGGGUUUAGGAUAGGAAGUAGGGUUAAUAAAAUAUGCAUUCCUUUUGACUGUAUUAUAUAAUUUACAACUGAAACUACAACUCGCUUUUGGUGCCACCCUGUGGACAUUUCACCAAGAAACUGGUCAUCAACACUUCUAGCUUUGACCAAUGGGAGCAGUGGUUGGAAUUGUGGUACGCAUAGAACGAUUUCAGCUGAAAAACCAAAAACCACCAAAUUCACAGUGUGAUUAGUCUGGACCAACAUACCAGCAUCUCAUGCUGGGUACCAGCAUCCAAAAAACAAAACAACAAAUGCUGAUGACCAUAUGCUGGUCUUUUCAAGAGGGUCUAAUGUAGUUAUGGUUUGACUUUAUUGAAAGAUUUGGUUUUAUAUCCACCAUCAGAUGAUGUUUCAAAUAAUUUGCUUCUGAACAUCAUGAGACCACUGCUUGAAGCUGCAUCUCUUUUAUGCUCUCACUAAAUGAAUGAAAGUGCCUCGUUGAGAGUGACAGAUGGAAAAAAAAAGAUAUGGUGCAAACUAGGUUGAAAGACAUCCAUCCAUCAUUGUUUGUGUUUGAUACACAGGCUCUACUAGAAUAUAUACCCAGGAAUGUGCAGGUAUAAAAGUCAUCAAAAUGAAUUGUGUACAUUGUCAUAAUAACUUUGUUUUUGCAAAAACAAUUUGCUUUUGCUUUGAUUUAACUCUAAAGGUGCACCCAUAAUUUCUUUAUUCCUAAAAAGUUUUACCUCUAAAGAAAUGAAUAAUACUUAUGAAAAAUAUGUUUAAAAUAAUGUACAUUAGAUGACGACUCUAGUCAUAUCAGUAUUCUAAUAAAAAGCUCAUUUAUUUUACAUGGAUCUAAUCUGCAUCAUGGGGGCCACAAUACUGAGAUCAAAUGAUUGGCUGAAUAAUACUAAUUUUACCUCGAUAACCCCCCUGUUAUUGGUCACUUUUUCUCAUGAAUAAAUUAAAUCAUGGCUGACUGUGAAUAGCACAUUUCUACAAUGACAGUAGCUGUAGAACUCUUGCAUAAUGCUGCAUUCACACCAUUAGGGGGCAAAUUCACUAAACAGUUGCAGCACUUUUAGAUUGUGGAUGGUUAUUCGCUAUAUAGCGCUCAGAACCGGCUUGCACGAUUGGAUUUGUGAGUGCAAAUUGUGUUCAGCACAGAUAUUGUGGCUGCAUUUGCACCAUUGCCUGAUCUGCAUAAUUGCUUUAGUGAAUCGGGCACUUAACCAGAAUGGCGCAUGCAAAUAACCACAGUUUUUACUGGCCAAAAUUCACGUGUCCCACUAAAUGUCAGUAUAAGUCCAAAAUUACUGCCAUAUUGGCCAGCGCAACAAAAACUAAAUUACUGUGUACAUUAAAAUGUAGUUAAUUUUCUGUUUUCAAAUUUAGGAUUGGGGACCAAAGUGAAAGCAAAAGAUAAAUGAUCUUUUAUCAUGGUAUAUUGACAUGCAAGUGUGAGGCACUGAUAUAAAUAAACUAAUAGCAGGUUGCAUCAUUAUUAUAUGAGAUACUGUAUACCAUACACCACACUAACUCAGAAGAAGAAGAAAAAAACAUUAUAAAAUGGUAAAUGCCCCGAGUAGCAGUCAGGGGUUUGACCUUAAGCCCCAUAUGACAAUAUGACAUUAUUCCAAAUUCCUCUGGUUCUUUGCUGCGAUAAUGAAUAUGGUGUGACUGAGAUUAACAGAUUUCACUAAAAUGGCCAUGUAUUGUGUGUUUUCUCAGGACUGAGAUGAAUCAGACAAUUGUGAUUAAAUUGAUGGCCUCACCUCAGCAUGAAAAUGCUUUAUAUAUUGGUUUCAAUUGUUAGACUUGAUGUUACUUGCGCAUUCACAAACCAGAGCUUUUCUACACAUCAGUAUACAACGUUUUCACUGGGCACAUAAAGUAGAUCAGAGAAUGUGACUUAUUCUGGUCACAUGACCACCUUUUUCAGCCAAAAGUGACAGGCUACAGAUAUAAAGGAAUACAUACAUGAAACCAUUCGGCAUCAUUACAUCAAUGAUGACAUUGAAUGGGGAGCAUCAGGAGAAAAACAUGAUAGUAGAUGAAAAGCAAUAAUUGAAUUAAUGAGAAAAUGACAUGUAUCUCACUCAGGUAUGUCCCAAAUAAAAAAGUUGCUUGGCAUCACACUUGCAUGUAAGAGAUUCCAUUGACUGUGUUUUGAUAGACUAUGUACUAUUCAAACUAUUCAUAGCAUUGUUCGUGCAGCCUGACAAUAAAUGUUCAAAGAAUAAUGAAUACGAAAUGCAAUGCUAUGCCUUGAAUGUGUUUGCAUGCCUUAAAUGCUCAUGUUUACAACUGACACCUUGUCUAGAGCAAAUCUUGUCCUGCAGACAAGAUCAUGGGUUCCCAUGUUGGUCUAGGCUGGUUCAUGCUUGUUCUUGCUGCUCUAAAAGUACCAUGAGGAGGCCAGGACAGAUGACAAUGGAAGCUUACAGAGGAGGUUUGAAUCUGGAAAUACAGAAGUGUCUUAUGCGGAAGUCUUUUUGUCGAAACACCUAACAUACGCAAAAAUUCUCCUCCCCCUUCACAUUUUUUUUAAUACAUUUUUAACUUUUGCUGUUUAAAUAUACCAUAAUUGUUACAUAUUUUGAAAGUGUAUCUUGAAAUAUAAGCAUUUAUUGCAUGGCUUUCUGGAAUACUCUAUUCUGAUUGGUCAGUGGCACCAUCCAUCUGUCUGAUAUGACUGAGUAACAGCAGCACAUCCGGGGGAUUAAGUGAUAUCAGACUAGUCAUCCGGGUAUUGCGAGUCAUCUUUCCUACUUUUCGUAUCACUCUGCAAUCUCUACAAGUAAACUGUUAGAAUAAUUUGAACAUAUAUCAAUAUUUCAUGUUCAAGUAUUUAUUUAUUUGGUUAGUAGCCGUGUAAUAACCAGAAUAAUGUACAGUCAUCCAUUGUAAUUGCAAAAUAAACCCUGACAGGGUGACCAUGACCCUGACGUAAUGGGGUUUAUUUUGUGAUAACAACCAGCUAACUGUACAUUAUACCUUAAUUAUUAUGCAUAUAUUAAUAAAUCAAGUUUCAGCAACAUAACAGCGAGCACACUGAGGUAAUGCAGCUACACAAAGACAACACUCUGAAGUGAAGCUUGAGUGAUCAAGGACAUUCCAUCUGACAAACAUAUCUUGCUUUGAUUCCUCUGUCCUCAUUUCCUUUUCAUCCAUCCUUUCCUUGUUUUCUAAAAGGGAGGAGCUGGGAAAUAAAGAAAGGAAACGAGGAUUUAAAACUUUAGAAAUGAGAAGCACCCUAGGUUCACUUUUCUUGAGCUUACCUAGGGUCUGUGCUCACCGAAAUUGAAUCAAUGCCCACAGUGGCCGGAGCGGGAAGUGUUUUUGAAGUUUAGGGCAUGUGGUGCCAAAUGUGAGUUGUUUUAGUUUGUAAAUGAUGUUAUACAGCGAAGAGGAAUGCAUAUUUUAUUAAGUCUCCUCCCAAACUCUAAACCUAACUGUCAGUGGAGUAAAAAUGUAAUCUUAUAAUGUAAUAUCCGUAUCGCACUAUUCAUUAAUUAUGCAAACACAAUUACUUCCUGGUUUCAACACAGGUUGGGAACAGGUUCUCCCAGGCUGCUGACACAAUGCACUGUUGGUCGCUUCACUGGAGAAGGUAAACACACUUGAACUGAUGCAAAAAAUUUUGAUGGGAGAUGGUGCUUUUCAGUAACUCGGCAUAAUGUGGCCGAUGUCAGCAUACUUAAACUUUCAGAAGCAACAUGAUGACUUCCUGUGUGACCAUGUUGGUUGGAACACCAGCACAACAGCAUCCCAUGUUGUGGACCAGCAUUCAAAACACAACAUAUGCUAGUGAUCAGCUAUGCAAAAGCUAGCUGGGGAGAUUCAAGCAUAUGUGAACAUCUUCCCACAUGUUAUUGAUUCAGAUGGACACUUAUGCCACACUUACAAAUGUAGGAAUUUUAUUGCAUAGUAAGUAAAUAUUAAACAAAGUGGCAUCUUCAAACUAAUUUUUCAGAACUAAAUUCACUUUCUAUAUAAUUUUUGCCAUGACUUUUAAUCAACGAGUGUCAAAAUUAUGUUUUAUAAAUUAAAACCCAAUAAUCUUCUUUUUGUGAAA